Populus trichocarpa (black cottonwood) is the source of this 1804-nucleotide messenger RNA. Its product is annotated as polygalacturonase QRT3. The transcript has 3 exons. The coding region runs from base 148 to 1638 and encodes 496 amino acids. The record is from RefSeq and is a predicted model, not a curated record. NCBI's taxonomy places the organism in Eukaryota, Viridiplantae, Streptophyta, Magnoliopsida, Malpighiales, Salicaceae. Gene Ontology annotation, molecular function: polygalacturonase activity.
CGCCCUUCUCUUUCCAUGUUCUGACUUGUCUCUCUCCCCCUCCUUUUUCCUCCUCCCUCUCCCUAACUCUUUGUAUAUAAAUAUAUACACGAGUGCUUUGUUAUUUCUCAACAACUUCUCUUUAACAUAGCAAAGAGCAUCAAAGAGAUGGAGCCUGCAAUGCAAGGAAAAAUGUUCACGAUUCUUAUGGGGUUGGCUAGUUUGUUCAUUGUUCAUGUCAAUGGAGAGACUUCUCUUCCGCUUGAUCAUCAAAAACUCAUCAGUGAUGGUCGUUAUCAUGAUCAAAUGCAAAAAAUGCAAGCUUUCAAGCACUCUUUGUUAACUCGUCGACAAUUGGCCACUCCCCCAAUCUCUUCCUCUCCAGCUCCGGCACCACAGGCUACGCUCCAGCCAACUGGGUCUCGUCCACGUGUAUACCAGGUGACAUCAUACGGUGCAGAUCCAACAGGGAAAGUAGACAGCACGGAGGCACUCUUAAAAGCUAUAGCAGACGCGUUUAAUGGUCCCAGUGAAGGGUUCUUGAUGAAGGGAAUCACUAAUCUCGGUGGCGCACACAUUAAUCUUCAAGGUGGAAAUUACUUGAUCAGCAAACCUCUGCGACUGCCGGCUGCUGGAGCUGGGAACCUAAUGAUUAGCGGAGGGACAUUAACAGCAUCGGAUGAUUUCCCAACAGACGGAUACCUUAUUGAUCUAUCAGCCUCAUCAUCGUCUUCAUCGUCCUAUAACUACGAGUAUAUAACUAUUAAAGACCUCAUGCUGGACUGCAAGUUUAGGGGAGGAGGCAUUUCAGUUAUAAACUCACUUCGGACUAGCAUAGAUAAUUGUUACAUCACACAUUUCAACACUGAAGGAAUUUCAGUCCAAAAUGGCCACGAGACCUAUAUCCGCAACUCCUUCCUUGGACAGCAUAUUACUGCAGGUGGCGAUCCGGGCGAAAGGAAAUUUUCAGGCACUGCAAUUAACCUAAUGGGAAACGAUAAUGCUGUUACAGAUGUGGUUAUAUUUUCAGCUGCUAUAGGAGUAAUGGUUUCCGGUCAGGCUAACACACUUUCUGGUGUACAUUGUUAUAAUAAGGCAACAGGUUUUGGUGGCACUGGAAUUUAUUUGAAGCUGCCAAGUCUGACACAGACCCGGAUUGUGAAUUGUUACUUGGAUUACACUGGCAUUGUUGCUGAAGACCCAGUGCAGCUUACAAUCUCUAGCUGUUUUUUCCUCGGUGAUGCAUACAUCCUCCUCAAAUCAAUUAAUGGUUUGGCAAAGGGAAUCAACAUUGUUGAUAACAUGUUUGCUGGAUCUGACAAGGGGAUUGAGAUUGUUCAGUUGGACCAAUCAAAAGGCCCUUUUAAGAAGAUUGAUCAAGUUGUGGUGGAUAGGAAUAAUGUAGAGGGGAUGAAUCUGAAGGCAACGGCUGCAAGAGGUUCUGCGCAAGGGAAUGGCACUUCAUGGACUGUAGACUUCAGUCCAGUUCUAUUGUUUCCUAACCUUAUCAAUCAUGUACAAUACUCAUUAAGUUCAAGUGGCACGAAGUUUCCCAGCCAUGCUUUAAGGAAUGUUUCUCAAAACCGUGUUGUGAUUGAGUCCGAUAUCGCGGUGGCGGCAAGAGUUUUCGUCACGGUGGAGCAGGGCAGCACAAGUUGAAGCUGACUUGUUUUUAGGGUUUACAGCAAUCCGAAAGGACAAUUGUGAAUAGGAGAGAAGCUUGACCCUUAUUCAUAGACUGAACAAGUUUCAGUCGAGUUUCCUGCUGGAUAUUUUCCAUACUUCAACUCAUAAAUUAUAAUACGACAUGAGCAAGAAUUAUAUA